AGGCGCAAUCCAUGACACCAUGUGGAAAUAGGAGGCAUGGAGGUGUGUCCCGUAUGCAUUUCCCGAACAGGCGCUUCGUUUAGUUACUAGUAUAUGAGGUAACAUUCGCGUCUAUUCCACUUUAGCUUGUCAGGCAAAUGUGCGCUUAGUAGGUAAAGUAGAAGGGAAUAGCUUUGCUGGGUCUCGGGAUAUUCCUAGUUGUAACUGGGAGAACUUCAUCAUCGUCAUCGAUAUCCAGUACUCAAGAUAGAUCAGCUUUCCUGAUAUCAAGAUACUACUUAAGAUUCUACUAUCUUGGACAAUAAUAAAAAAGGAAAAUGCCCUUCCCGUAUAAGAACGUCCUCUUAAUCGGCGCCACAGCCGGAAUCGGCCUGGCGCUAGCGGAGCGCAUGAUUGACAACGGCAUCUUCGUCAUCGGCGUCGGUCGCCGGAAGGAAAGGCUCGACGCAUUUGUAGCUAAGUACGGGUCCAACAAGGCCGCAGCAUCGCAAUUCGAUAUCACCGAGUUCGACAAGAUCGAGGCGUGGGCUAAAGACAUCACCGAGAAGUACCCCGACAUCGACGCCGUGAUCCUCAACUCAGGCAUCCAGCGCACGCUGGACUUCUCCAAGCCCAAGGAGAUCGACCUGCCCCGCACGAUACAGGAGCUGGACACAAACUACACUUCGUACCUGUAUUUAAUCACGCACCUGCUACCGCACCUACAAGCGCGUGCGCCGAAACCCGCGGCUCUAGUCGCCGUGACCUCCGGGCUAGCACUAGUCCCCCUACCGCGGUGCGGCAACUACUGCGCGACCAAAGCGGCGCUGCACUCGCUGCUAUGGUCCAUCCGCGCGCAGCUCUCCCACGACGAGGGCAGCCAGCACAUCCGGGUCGUCGAGAUUUUACCCCCGGCCGUAAGGACCGAGUUGCACUCGCAGCAGGCGGAGCUUGUUAAGAUCGGACAGGGCGACAUCGGUAUCCCCGUUGAGCAGUUCACGGACGAGGCGUGGGCGGGCUUGGUUAGGGGGGAUGAGGAGAUUCCCGUGGGCCAUGUUAAGGAGCGCUUUGAGAUUCUUGAGGGCCCGAAGAGAGUCCCGUUUCAGAAGAUUGUAGAGACGUUUAUGGGGAAGAAGUGACAAUUAAAGGAGAGGCUGUAAGCCUAGGGUUUUUAUAGCGACGAGGUCCCUAGUUUGUAUCACGGAAGAGAUAGAAGGUUCAGGGUAGAGAUGUUGGUUCCAUGUCGUCGAGCUACUAUUUCCUCGUAUCUUGACCUAGAUACAAUAGCCCCUUUACAAUAGAAUCGACAAAUGUCGUGAGUUAGCAAUGGAUAUUCAGUUUAGUAGACGAUAUAUAAUACCCC
Daldinia loculata is the source of this 1342-nucleotide messenger RNA. Its product is annotated as NAD(P)-binding protein. The transcript has 2 exons. The coding region runs from base 318 to 1118 and encodes 266 amino acids. The record is from RefSeq and is a predicted model, not a curated record. NCBI's taxonomy places the organism in Eukaryota, Fungi, Ascomycota, Sordariomycetes, Xylariales, Hypoxylaceae. Gene Ontology annotation, molecular function: oxidoreductase activity.